AUGACGACCGGACUCGCUGUUCUUUCUGCCGCAGUUGCAGCGAUACCUCGAGCAGAGCGGGCUCUUCGAAGAGAGACAUGCUCUUGCCCUUUUCCGACAGCUGCUAGGACCCGAUCCUCUCCACUGCUUUGCGCUUCCGUCGCACGGGGCCUCUUCUCCUUUGCUUCAGGAGCUGUCGACUUCUUGCACCAGAGAAGAAUCGACAUCAAGCCUGACAAUUGCCUCUUGACGGACGGGACAAGAAAGUUGAAACUCACUGACUUCAACAGCGCGAAGGUUAUCGGCCAAGGUGAGGGCAGCGCAGCAAUGCUUAGCGAUCGGGGCACGAAGGACUUUGCAGCACCGGAAUUGCUGUUGGGUGGCCUGUGGAAUGAACGUGUGGACAUCUGGGCAAGCGGACUUUGUCUUUGCUUCAUGCUGCAGGGUUCUCAUCCGUGGAACUCUUUGCAACAAGCGAAAAAAGCUUUUGCGGCUGGAUGCCUUCCACCCGUAGACUGGACAUGUGUGGAACCGAAUACAGCUGACCUUCUUCAGUCUUGCCUAGUGGUCAAUCCCUUCAAUCGUCCACCGGCAAUGAAAAUCUUGAACCAUGGAGCGUUUCAAGGUUCUGGUAUCGAUGUGCCCCCUGCAACCACCCUUCGGCACGAUAUCGAAGAAGGCAGAACAAAGUCAAAGCCACGAAACCUAGCUCAGACAUACGGUGCAUUAUGCAGUCCUGGGCGGCGGGUCAGCUAUCACGGGUACGUCUCGUCGCAAAUGGCCACUUGGCUGGUGCGGGCACUGCUGGGAAUCCACCAAGAGUCCCAAAGGUUGUAUUCCUUGUUCUGGUGGCAAGGCUUGUUGGAGUACAGGCAGCGGACGGUGUUUUCGAACGUCUCACAGUCGAAUGCGGACAAUGUCUGGUCGGCCGGUGACCAGCGCUUACUGUCUUUUACAUCCACGCUCUCCGUGCUGGCUGUGAUGCUUGUUUUCGCACUGAUGACAUCAGUCUUCAUGCAGGAUCACGAGGCUUCUCUCCCGAUUUGCAUGGCCGGCCUUUCAUGGGGCAGUGUGUCUAUGUUUGCAAGCAUGAUGCAGACUGUUGUGUUGCAAAUGUGUGUGCUCCCCAUGUAUGGGGAGAUGCGAAACCGAUCACCAGGCGCCUUCGCGAAGGUCGUUUACUGGGGCUUCGCGGUGCUUUUCAUCGUUUGUGCCAGCUUCGCUCUGCUGGGGUACUUCACCUUCGGCUCUGCAGUGAAAUCGAACGUCCUGCUUUCACUUCCUACAAGCCGUGCCGGCAACUUGGCCCGUCUGUGCGCAGGGGCCAGUGUGGUGGGAGUCUAUCCCAUCAUAUUAAAGCCGAUGAUUGCGACCUUGUAUCGACCAGGAGAAGGGCACGAUGGCUUGACAACCCAUUGGGCCACAGGCUCUGUGGUCGCAGGUGUGAUGAUGGCAUCUUUAGUUCUUUCCGAUCUCGGGAAGCUCAACAUCUUCAACGGAGCUGUGUCUAUGGGUGUCUUCGUAGCCAUCGUUCCCUUCUUGGUCGGGUGCAACCUUCUCCAGCGCUUUCAGCAAGCAGAAUCGGCUAAGUUGGCCUUGUACGUACUGUUGGUUCUGGGAUUGAUUGGCAGCGUGCUUGCCCUCAUCCUCGAUGACAACUAUGCCAAGGAGCUUGCAUCUGUCUGUGCGUGGCCAGCCGCGAAGCUGUCUGCCCAAUGA
This is a messenger RNA of Symbiodinium sp. CCMP2456, 1698 nucleotides long. NCBI's taxonomy places the organism in Eukaryota, Dinophyceae, Suessiales, Symbiodiniaceae. The record is from the annotation of a GenBank genome assembly.